AUGGCACCACAAAACGGAUUCCAGUUCGCCAUAGAUCGUGGCGGUACCUUCACAGAUGUGUACGCUCGCUGUCCGAGUGGGAAGGUUCGGGUCAUGAAACUGCUCUCAGUGGACCCUCAGAAUUAUGAUGACGCACCCAGAGAAGCUAUCAGGAGGAUAUUGCAAGAGGAAACAGGCAAAGCAUUAAAUGCAGAUGGCAAAGUCGAUGCAUCCCUCAUAGAGUCGAUAAGGAUGGGCACAACAGUGGCCACUAAUGCAUUACUUGAGAGGAAGGGCGCUAAAAUGGCACUUAUCAUCAAUAAAGGUUUCAAAGACCUAAUGUAUAUUGGUAAUCAAGCUAGGCCGCAUAUAUUUCAGCUGGACAUCAAACGUCCAGGUGUGCUAUACACAGAAGUAAUAGAGGUAGACUGCCGCGUAAUACCGGCUCUAGAAGACAGAUGUCAAAUGGACAAAUCUGGAAAGAACUGGAAAGAAGUAGUAGGAACUACGGGAGAGAAGAUGUUAGUCGUGAAAGACUUGGAAGAAGAAAAAGUAAAGAAAGAUCUUCUGGCUUUAAAACAGAAGGGAAUUGAGAGUAUAGCUGUGGUGUUAGCUCAUAGUUACACUUACCACGACCAUGAGAUCAGGAUCGGAAAGAUUGCUGAUGAAAUUGGCUUCAAGCAGGUAUCUCUGUCACACGCAAUCACUUCCAUGGUCCGUAUAGUACCGCGAGGCUUCACAGCAUCAGCUGACGCGUACCUCACUCCUCACAUCAGGGAGUACGUGAGAGGAUUCGCUGACGGAUUCUCCGGAGGACUGAAAGAUGCGAAUGUGCUGUUUAUGCAAUCUGAUGGUGGACUUACUCCUAUGAAUUUGUUCAACGGAUCAAGAGCGAUUCUCUCCGGACCUGCGGGAGGUGUUGUUGGAUACGCCAUGACAGCAUACCAAAAGGAAACUGGGCUUCCAGUCAUAGGUUUCGACAUGGGUGGUACUUCGACGGACGUGUCUAGAUACGCUGGCACGUUGGAACAUGUCCACGAGGCAACCACUGCUGGGGUCACUAUACAGGCACCGCAACUAGAUAUCAACACUGUAGCGGCCGGCGGUGGGUCCAUGUUAAUGUUCCGGUCCGGCCUGUUCGUGGCGGGGCCCGAGUCUGCGGGCGCGGAGCCCGGCCCUGCCUGCUAUAGGAAGGGGGGCCCGCUUACUGUUACUGAUGCUAAUUUGUUGCUCGGCCGUCUCCUACCGGAAUACUUCCCGAAGAUCUUUGGCAAGUCUGAGAACGAGCCGCUGGAUAGGGACGCGACGGUGACUGCAUUCAAGAAGAUGACGGAUGAGAUCAACAGCUUCUUGAGGCAGGAUGGCGGGAAAGAGAUGACAAUGGAAGAAGUCGCUAUGGGAUUCAUAAAUGUUGCCAACGAAGCUAUGUGCAGACCUAUCAGGGCUCUAACAACAGCCCGUGGCCACGACGCGUCGCAGCACGCGCUGGCAUGCUUCGGCGGCGCCGGCGGACAACACGCCUGUAGUGUCGCCAGGCAACUUGGGAUCAGCACUGUACUCAUACAUAAAUAUGCUGGUAUCCUAUCAGCAUACGGCAUGGCUCUAGCGCACAUAGUCCAGGAGGAACAGUCCCCCGCCGCCGCGGUAUACAACCCCAACCACUUCAAGCAACUGGAUGACCAGCUCGACCUAUUAGCCGCUGUCGCGAAGGACAAGCUGAAGAAACAGGGUAUCCCGGAGUCCCAGAUAGUCACGGAGCCGUACCUUCACUUGCGAUACGCCGGCACUGACUGCGCACUCAUGGUCGCUCCACUACACGUACAGUCGGACACCGCCUGUAGACACGGAGACUUCUAUACUGCUUUUGUCAAUAGAUAUCAAAACGAGUUUGGCUUCAAGCUAAACGAGCGUGAUGUAAUCGUGGAUGACGUCAGAGUACGUGCUGUGGGUAUGAGCACAGUGCCUAAAGAGGUCCCACCACCUUCUGGUAAGGGAACUACACCUGUACCGGAGAAAAGUACAAAAGUAUACUUCGAAGGUGGUUACCAAGAGACUUCGAUAUACCUGCUGGAGAAGCUAAAACCUGAGCAGGUGGUGCCAGGACCUGCCAUCAUCAUGGAUGGACUGUCCACUAUUGUUGUCGAACCAGAUUGUCGCGCCGAGAUAACGGAGUUAGGUGAUAUCCGUAUAGUAAUAGGUACGGGGGCGCCGAAGCGAAUCACCACAGAGCUCGACUCCAUACAGCUCAGUAUAUUCAGCCAUCGAUUCAUGUCUAUAGCUGAGCAGAUGGGCAGAGUGCUCCAACGCACUUCAAUAUCAGUGAAUAUAAAGGAGCGCCUCGACUUCUCGUGCGCGCUGUUCGGCGCUGACGGCGGGCUCGUGUCCAACGCCCCGCACAUACCGGUGCAUCUCGGGGCCAUGCAGGAAACUGUGCAGUAUCAGAUGAAAGUGCGCGGUGACUCAAUGAAGCCCGGUCAGAUCUACCUCGCGAACCACCCGAAGGCGGGCGGCUCACAUCUACCUGACUUGACUGUUAUUACACCUGUGUUCUGGCCGUCACAACCGAAGCCAGUAUUCUACGUAGCAUCCCGCGGCCACCACGCGGACAUAGGCGGCCUGACGCCAGGCUCCAUGCCGCCCCACUCCGUCAGUCUGUCGCAAGAGGGCGCUGCAUUCAAGUCCACGCUAUUGGUCGACGACGGGACCUUCAAUGAGGAACUGCUUACUGAAGAAUUAAUGAAGCCUGGUAAGGUUUCAGGAUGCUCUGGCACUCGGAACUUAGCGGAUAAUCUAUCAGAUUUGAAAGCACAGGUCGCUGCUAACCAAAGGGGUAUCCAACUAGUAGGCGAACUGAUCAGCGAGUACGGGCUGGAUGUGACGCAAGCAUACAUGUCACACAUACAGAACAACGCAGAGCUCGCCGUCAGGGACAUGCUGAGGGAAAUAGCCCGCAACGCGCUAUCAAAGACCGGUUCCUCAGUAUUACAAGCGACGGAGUACAUGGACAAUGGAACUCCAAUCAACCUCACUAUAACUCUCGAUGAAAAAGAGGGCAGCGCCAUCUGUGAUUUCACCGGUACAGGUGUAGAAGUAUGGGGCAACCUGAACGCUCCGCGCGCCAUCACUCUAUCCGCGCUCAUAUACUGUCUACGCUGUAUGGUCGGACAUGAUGUACCACUCAACCAGGGCUGCCUCAACCCAGUGAAGGUGAUAAUCCCGGAGGGUUCCAUACUGGACCCGUCAGAUGACGCGGCCGUCGUCGGUGGCAACGUGCUUACCUCACAACGCAUUGUUGAUGUCGUGCUGAAAGCAUUCCAGGUGUGCGCAGCGUCUCAAGGUUGUAUGAACAACUUGACGCUGGGCGAGGAGGACUGGGGGUACUAUGAAACUGUCGCCGGAGGAAGUGGGGCUGGUCCCGGCUGGCAAGGUUCAGGAGGUGUACACACACACAUGACGAACACUCGCAUCACUGACGUGGAGAUAGUGGAGCGACGGUACCCCAUGCUGGUCACCAGGUUCUCACUCAGACCUGGAUCUGGAGGGAGAGGUCGUUGGCGAGGCGGUGACGGUGUGAUCAGAGAGUUAGUGUUCCGUCGCACCGUGCAGCUCUCAGUACUCACUGAGAGACGAGCCUUCCAACCGUAUGGGAUGAAUGGUGGCGAGGCGGGCGCGCGUGGUUUGAAUUUGCUACAACGUGUGGACGGACGACUCAUUAACUUGGGGGGCAAGGCGUCUGUACAGGCAUUCCCUGGGGAUAAAUACAUAAUGAACUCCCCUGGAGGCGGUGGCUAUGGACCAGCUUCAGAUGCUUCUGAAGGAGACCAAGAAGGAAGCAAACCCAGCGCCUUCCUAGAACGAGGCAGCGUGUACGAAUACAGAGCUGCGCAGGAGUCUGUGUAG
This is a messenger RNA of Spodoptera littoralis (African cotton leafworm), 3879 nucleotides long. The record is from the annotation of a GenBank genome assembly. NCBI's taxonomy places the organism in Eukaryota, Metazoa, Arthropoda, Insecta, Lepidoptera, Noctuidae.